Messenger RNA from Eimeria maxima, 2172 nucleotides. RefSeq lists its product as hypothetical. Gene Ontology annotation, molecular function: single-stranded DNA binding. The record is from RefSeq and is a predicted model, not a curated record. Gene Ontology annotation, cellular component: RNA polymerase III complex. NCBI's taxonomy places the organism in Eukaryota, Apicomplexa, Conoidasida, Eucoccidiorida, Eimeriidae. The transcript has 11 exons. The coding region runs from base 1 to 2172 and encodes 723 amino acids.
AUGCAAUCUAGCCAAGUAAGACUUGCCUGCGCGUUGCUGCAGGACGCCUUCGGUCCUUAUGUUGCUGCUGUUGGUCGUCAGCUGCUGCUGUGCCGCAGCUUAACCUUCUUAGAGUUGCGUGAUUUGCUGCUGUCUAGCAGCAGCAGCAGCAGCAGCAGUGGCAGCAGCAUAGGACUAGGUGGAGGACCAAGAGGAUAUAUUGUUGCUGCUGCUGCUCCUAAAUCAGCAGCAGCAGCAGCACAUCUGCAGCAAGGAAGGGACGAAGAAUAUUGUAAAUUAAGGAACGCCCUUCUUGUCUUGCUGCAGCAUAAUCUUCUUAUAUGUACACCUGUUAAUCCAGGAGGAAGUGGUGCUGCUGCUGCUGCUGCUGCAGCAGCAGCAGCAGCAGCAGCAGCUGCAGCAGCUGCUUCAGCACCUGCGCAUGCAGACGCAGGAGCAGCACACCAGCAGAACCCCGCCCACAACAACAACAGCAGCACCAACGACAGCAACAGCACCAACGGCAGCAACAGCAGCAGCAGCAGCAGUGCUGCUGCUGCUCCUCCUGUACUGCUGCCCCAUGGAGGUGUCCGUUAUAGUCUGAAUGUGCAUGCAGCAUUAGCUUUGCUGCGCUUCCCUGCAUUUGCUGCAGUGACACAGGAGCAGCUAGGCAGCAACGCAAGGUUGCUGCUGCUGCAGGUAUUCAAGGCAGGACGUGUCUGCAUGCAGGAUGCUGUUGCAUUAGCUCUUGCUGAUCCUUAUGCCAAUCCAGAUGGAGAUGUUGCUGCUGUUGCUGCACAGCAGCAGCAGCAGCACAGUAGGCAGCGGCAGCAGGAGCUGCAGCGCUGCUUCCUGCAGUUAGUAUCUAAUGCUUUCUUAAUACAAUGCGAGGUUCCUAUGGCAUCAGCACUGCAGCAGCAGGAGCAGCAGCAGCAGCAGCAGCAUGCUGCUGCUGCUGCUGCUCGGGGCAAACGCAAAGCCGAGCCCAAAGCAGCACUCAAACGAUUGCCGUCAAAGGCAGCCGAUAUACCCGCAUAUACAGCAGAAGAUUCAGAUGAUGAAGAAGGAGAAGGAGGAGCUCUACCUGGAUUCCUUCUUAUGAUGCUCGAUGAUGGGGAUCCUGCAGCAAAGGCAAGGAAGACGACCCCCGCUGGUGGUGGUAGCAGCAGCAGCAGCAGCAGCGCGAGGCAUGCACAGAAGCAGCAGCAGCUAAUGGAUAGUCUUGUUGCUCGGCUGCAGCAGCAACGCGUUCCCUUCCAGGUUAAUAUCCCUUAUAUUUCCUUAUUAUUAUGCAAAAAGGCAGUGAAGCAAUUUGUAGUAGCUCGUGUAGGAGACACGCGUCUUGUCCAAGCAACAACAGCAGCAUUGCUGCAUGCAGUGCGGCUGCGGCCGCAGCAGCAGCAGCAGCGAGCAGCAGACGAGCAGCAAUACAAUUCAAGACUGGAUGUACAAUGCAAGUGGCUAACAUUCGAUGCAUUGGAGGCAGGGGUGAAUGCAGAACUGCAGCAGCAGCAGCAGCAGCAGCAGCAGCAGCAGCAGGUACCUCGAGUAACUGUGCAGAAGUCUCAACUAAUUAGACUUCUUGAUGGUCUAACAAAACAUCCUGAUCGUCUUCUUGCUACCACCAUGAAAGAUGGACAAGCAGCAUAUAGAUUAGAUUGGCAGCAGAUAAAGGGAUUGAUGCAGCGGCGUAUAUUAAGCGAGGCUGUCUUAGCUCGUUGCGGUCCUAAGGCAGCAAGAGUAUGGAGACGAAUAACAAAUAUUGGCGAUUCUUUUAAUCCUUCUUCUGCUAUCUUCUUUGAUGAACAAAUGAUAGCUGAUGGUUGUUUGCUGCCGCCUAGCGGUGCCCGUCAGGCGAUGUAUUCUCUUGCAUUAGCGGGCUUUGCUCGUUUCUAUGAAUCAGACCGGUUACCUGCAAAUACAACAUCAAUGUCAUCUAAGCAUGCAUUAGUUAUUCGCUGCAGCAGCGAAGAGACGCAGCAGCAAGUGCUGCAGUGUAUACUUAAGGCAGCACUUAAUCUAUUAGAAAGAAAAAGAGCAGAGGCACAGCAGCUCGCACAGCUGCGGUGCAGGACCCAAUGCUUAGCAGACUCUGAGCUGCAGCAGCAGCGGCAGAGGGAAGCAGCAGAAGAUAUUCUUGAGGCAAAUGUUCUUAAGCUAGCAGAACCAUUAGCUAUUCUUAUGGAUAUAUAA